Molecule: messenger RNA, 1539 nt
Organism: Talaromyces rugulosus
Lineage: Eukaryota; Fungi; Ascomycota; Eurotiomycetes; Eurotiales; Trichocomaceae
Exons: 3
Coding region: 1-1539 (512 amino acids)
Molecular function (GO): acyl-CoA dehydrogenase activity; heme binding; flavin adenine dinucleotide binding
Source: RefSeq, a predicted model, not a curated record
AUGCCGCAUUCCUCGCUGAAACGUGCCGACGUGGCCAAACACAACUCGGCCGAAGACUGCUGGGUGAUCAUCGACCACAAAGUCUAUGACCUUUCAGACUUCAUUGACGCCCACCCCGGUGGCAGCGUUGUUCUUGCGCAAGUCGCCGGCAAAGAUGCCACCGUUGACUUUUACCAGCUCCAUCGCCAGGAGGUCCUGACCAAGUACAAGGACCUGUGUGUUGGUACCUUGGAAGGCGAGACGCCCGAGGUCAUUGAGCAAAAACCAGGCGAUCCCAGUCCAGUGCCUUACGCAGAGCCCCUUUGGCUACGACCCGAAUUUACAAGCCCUUACUUUAACGAUAGCCACCACCGUCUACAAAAAGCGUUCCGCGAGUUUACCGACAAGCACAUCACACCCGAGGCACAAGAGAAGGAGAAGGAUGGCACGUAUAUCAGCCAGGCCCUGAUUGAUCGCAUGGCCGAGACCAACAUAUUAGCCAUGCGCCUUGGUCCCGGAGAGCAUCUGCAUAACCGGACGUUGCUGGGGGGUGCAGUGGGUGGCAAGGAAUUCGAUGCUUUCCAUGACAUGAUUGCUGCUCAGGAAUUGGCCCGCACCGGCGCACGAGGAUUCUCGGACGGAAACAUGGCUGGCAUGGCCAUCAGUCUAACGGCUGUCAAGCAAUGGCUCAAAAACAAACCCUUGAAGGACCAAUUAAUGGAAGAAGUUCUUUCCGGCAAGAAGAAGAUGUGUCUUGCCGUGACAGAAGCCUUCGCCGGAUCUGAUGUUGCGGGACUUCGUACGACCGCCGAGAAAACCCCCGACGGCAAACACUACAUUGUCAACGGAACCAAGAAAUGGAUCACAAAUGGCAUGUUUGCUGACUACUUUGUGACUGCCUGUCGGACCAAGAAGGGGUUCUCCGUUCUGCUCAUUCCUCGCGACGACAAUGUAGACACCACACAGAUAAAGACAUCUUACUCUACUACCGCAGCAACAGCCUAUGUGCAGUUUGAGAACGUCAAAGUCCCCGUUGAGAACCUGCUCGGCGAGGAAGACAAGGGAUUUGUCGUUGUCAUGAGCAAUUUCAACCACGAGCGUUACAUGAUGGCGGCUGGUGUUAUUCGCUUUUCUCGCCUUAUUGUAGAGGAGUGCUUGAAAUGGUGCAACCAACGCAUCGUCUUUAAGAAGCCCUUGAUUGAACAGCCCGCCAUCAGGCAAAAAUUGGCAAAGAUGAUCUCCCUCGUGGAAUCCAAUCAAGCCUGGCUUGAAUCCCUUACUUACCAGAUGUGCCAAAUGAGCUACGCCCAGCAAGCCAAACAUCUUGCAGGUCCCAUUGCUCUCUUGAAGUCCCACUCCACCCAGUCUGCCGGUGAAAUUGCCAGUGCCGCAACCAACAUCUUCGGUGGUCGUGGACUGACGCAAUCCGGUAUGGGUAAGGUUAUCGAGAACUUCAACCGAGGUUACAAAUUCGACGCCAUCCUUGGUGGAACAGAGGAGAUCCUGGCUGAUCUGGGCGUUCGACAGGCCGUUAAGGGGUUCCCCAAGGCCAUGCUGUAG